Messenger RNA from Solenopsis invicta (red fire ant), 2812 nucleotides. Its product is annotated as tetraspanin-33. The transcript is spliced from 5 exons. Gene Ontology annotation, biological process: protein maturation; protein localization to plasma membrane. NCBI's taxonomy places the organism in Eukaryota, Metazoa, Arthropoda, Insecta, Hymenoptera, Formicidae. Gene Ontology annotation, cellular component: membrane. The record is from RefSeq and is a predicted model, not a curated record. Bases 180 to 1013 code for a protein of 277 amino acids.
AGAAACAUCGUAAUGGCGGAACGAGUGGAAGUUAUUGAAGUCCCAGGCUGUGUCUCGUCGCCGUGAGUGGAGGCAAAACGUGCGAAGCGAGCGAGCGUGCGAGUCGCGAGGACUGUGCUCAGAGUCCGUCUCGAGGACACCGGUCGUUUGUCGAAAUUCGUCGAGUCCCCGCCGCGACGAUGAUGAAUAAUCGCAGGCGCAGUAACUUCACGUAUGUCAGUUCGUGCGUGAAGUACAUGAUCUUCAUGCUGAAUUUUGUCUUCUGGCUGUUUGGUGGAUUGCUGAUCGGCGUAGGUCUCUAUGCGUUCGUGGAUAAAUGGCAGGCAACUGGAUCUGUCCGAGUGGAGAAUGUCUACGACGUGGUCUUGAACAUCUCUCUGGUGAUGCUGAUAGCUGGCGGAGUGGUUUUUGUCGUUAGUUUUGCAGGAUGCGUCGGAGCCCUUCGCGAAAACACAUGCCUUCUUAAAUUUUACUCGCUGUGUCUUCUAGUAUUUUUCCUUUUGGAGAUGGGUGUAGCGAUCGUCGGUUUUGUAUUUCCGCAUACUCUGCAGUCUCUUUUGGAAGAAUCAUUCACGGACAAAAUAAUUCAGACGUACAGAGAAGAUCCAGAUCUACAAAAUUUCAUCGAUUUUGGUCAACAGGAGUUCAAGUGUUGUGGCUUGAGUCAAGAGGGAUACCUGGACUGGGGGAAGAAUGAAUAUUUUAAUUGCACUAGCCCUAGUGUAGAACGUUGCGGUGUACCUUUCUCUUGUUGCAUAAACGCUACUGAUAUAUCCAGUGGACUUGUAAAUAUAAUGUGCGGCUACAAGGUUCAGAUGUUACCAGUAUCAGAAGCAAGUAAAAAAGUGUGGACCAGCGGAUGCAUCGAGAUCGUCCGAAGUUGGGCGGAACGUAAUCUCUACACGAUAGCUGGCAUCGCUCUGGGUAUUGCGCUCAGCCAGCUUUUUGUCAUCUACCUCGCGAAAACGUUGGAGGGCCAGAUCGAGCUGCAGAAGUCCCGCUGGCAUUCCUGAGCUUGACUUCAGGCCACCUACCGUUACCAGAUACAUUCUGCAGCCAAUAGGCAGGUGGCCAGCGGUGGACGAUCGCGCGGAUCGCAGGACACUGAGUCGAAUAUAAACGCGCGAAUGGCAUUGCUCGUCCUCUUCGCGAUCUCUUUAUACAUACUGUGCAUUUUGUCCCUCAUCAAACUCAUCCUUUAUUUCAAGAAUUACUUUCACCUGUAUGUGAUUAAAGGAUAAAUACGUUGCCGAUGGUCGACGAGUCCUCUUCAUACAUUAGACUAUGCAUCGAUCACGGAGGCACAAAUCGAUGACUCUUGCAUAGAGAUUGUGUACACACGCGGGUGCAGAAAUGGUGUCCUGUGCGUUUACAGUCAGCGGUAAAAGUUCUCUUUAGUACUCAGAAAAGCAUACCUUCUCGCUUACAUAGUUGACUGCAUGAUUCAAAAUGCUUCGCACUUGCAUCGGCGAAUUACGUGUCAUGCGUGUCAUUAUGUGAAUGCUGCACGGGACACGAUUAAUGCGUUCGUCUGUACAUGCGACUGGUAACUCGAAAAUUAAAGACAAAAGUGAGAGAGACAUUUAUCAUGAUGAAUUCUGUAAUAUGCAUUUCACUAAGCAUGUUACACGAUGUGUUACAUUAUAUUGCGUUACAUAAUAGUGUUUAUAAAAAUCGCUAAAUUUUAUGAUUAUAUGAAAUAUCUAUUUUUCGAGUAUUAUUUUUUUCUUUGAAUCAAUUUGUAAUUUUUCUUCUUUUUCAUCGCGGUUUCAAUGUACUUUAUGCAAUACACAAAGCUAAUACUUGUGUGUUAAAUUAAGACAUUUAGAUCUGAUAUAAUCUUGUCUUUCUAACACGAGAUAGUUCGACGAUGUUUGAAUUUUAUCAUUUUCAGCACAUUGACACAAGUUGUUUUAACGGUUAACAUUGAUGUACUAUUAAUAAGUGACAUAGGAGCUUGUUUCAUAAGGAUUCAAAUAAUGAUAAUCGUGUGCACAUUUUUUGCAUAUGUUACUUCCAUUGAGAUAAGUAAGAGUUAGAAGAUAAUGAAUUUAGAGAUGAAUAUCAUCUUGUAAAUGAAUCUUGGAAUUAAUUUGCUCUACUAGUUAGGUGUAAAUUGUAUCAUCAAAUUAUUUUGAUUUUUUUCUAUAUUAAAUUAUAGAUUGUAAUAACUCUGCGAAACUGAUGAAGACUUAGUAUAGUCGAAACGUUUUUGUUAAUAUAUUCUCUCGAGAAUAAUUUUUCUUUUCAUUUAUUUAUAUACGACCUAAUAAUAGCUCGUCAUCUGAUCGUUUUCCUCUAUUAAUUUGCGUUGCAAACAACGAGCGAAAUACCGAUUGUUUCUGUAUUAAAUAAUUUUAAGCACUUAAACGCAUUUGAUCAUAGAGUAAUGCGUAUAUAAGCAAUUUUUGCUUUUCUUUUUUUGUAAUUAACAGUUACAAAUGUAUUAUUCUAUAAAUAAGUGGAUGUAAUGCUGCAAUGUUGAACUUAUGAUACUGAUAAUUAUUAACGGUAAUUCUCAUUCACUUGUAGUGUAUGCGAUGCCAUAUCUGUAUUAUGCAAUCACGAAUGAGCGCACAUUAUUUGAAUGAUAUUAAUUUAUAUCUCGCUGUCGUUGCAUUAGCGUAACUCAUGUAUGUGAGACAAGAAACGUCCAGUGCCAAAGUCAGAAUAUCGUUUUUGUUUUAAACAAAUCUGACAAUAAUCUGGUAUAAAUGAUUUGUUUAAUGCAUUUAGGUGUCUCUUUGUCAAGAAUAUAAAUGUAAAACUGAUAUAAAACCUUCUAGUUUGUAAUAAACAAGUAUUAUUCUAA